AUGAUAGUGCUGAUCCUGUCACAACUCUCGCAACAUCGCAGCAUCUCAUGGUACAUCAGACUCAUGAUUGAGGGGAUCGUUGAGUAUACGGCCAUCGGUAUUACCCGUAGACUAGCUUUCCAUCCUUUGUCAAGCUACCCUGGGCCUCUCGUCGCAGCGUGCCAGUACCUUCGGUUUGCACCAAAUCGUAUAUCCAUCAACUCGGCAGAGGCCUCUCGCGACUUACACAGCGUCAACGCCAACACAGUCAAGUCAGAUGUGUACGGCGCAUUCAAACGCUUUUUCGGGUCCGAAAUGUCCCUCACCACGGUUGACCACAAGAUCCAUGCCUUCAGACCACAAGAUCCAUGCCUUCAGACAACGAGUCAAUGGCGCCGCAUUGACCCCAGCAGCGGUGAAAGGGAUGGAAGGCCAGUCACACUCUUCCAGUCAUCCUUUGCUAGAGUUAGUCUCAAUCUGAUCACCUUGACCAAGGCUGUCGAGCCAAGAAAGACCAAGUCGAACAAGAUGUCGCGCCAGAAUGUCACCUUCUAUCUUGCUGAGAGGCCGGCCCAUGACAUAGUUCCUCACAAGACGUUUGAGGCCAGGUCAGAGCUCGCACCCACUCCGGAUGAUCUCAAGGACCGACAGGCUCUCGUCGAAACCUUAUACCUUUCUCUCGAUCCUUCAAUGCGAGCUAGGCUCAAUGGUGUUGACGAUAUCUUCUCAGUCCUUGAUACCAAGUCGUAUAUGGCGCCCAUGACUAUCGGUCAGAAGAUGGUAGGAGGCGCAAUCAGCCGUGUGCUGGCCAGCAAGAGUACCAAGGUCCAGCCUGGAGACUUGGUUCAUACCUUCUCGGGAUGGACGGAGGUGUCGAUUGUUCCGGACGACGCCAUCGAUGUGAUGGAGAUGCCUGAGAAUGUCAAGCUGACAUAUAUGCUCAUGGCCGCUCGUGAUGGACCUGGACCUAGUGCUUACACCGGAUUGACAACCAUAGCGAAGGUGAAGUCGGGCGACACGGUGCUUGUCUCGGCUGCCUCGGGUGCCACGGGAUCCAUCGUAGGCCAAAUUGCCAAGAUAUACGGUGCUCGCGUGGUUGGAAUCACAGGUUCCGACGAGAAAUGCGCCUGGCUCUGCAGCGAGCUCGGUUUCGAUGCUGCAGUGAACUGGAGAUCUUCCUCCUUUGCAGAAGACCUCAAGGCUGCAACCCCGGACGGCUUCGACAUCUAUUGGGACAACAUGGGCGGGCGGGUUCUGGAUGUAGCGCUUGAUGCAGCCAAAAGCCAAUGUCGGUUUCUCGUUUGCGGGGAAGUCAGCCAGUACAAUCUCCCUUUCAACGAGCAUUGGGAGGUCAAGAACGUGCAUCAGAUUGCGAAGAAACAACUACACCUGGAGGGCUUUGCCAUACAGGAUCAUGUACAAGACCUCCCCCAUAUAAGGCGUCAGUUGUUCAAGUGGGUGCAGGAAGGGAAACUCAAGAUUGAGGAAACCAUCGUGGAGGGGGGAAUCAAUCUAGUGGAGUCCACCUUCACGAAGCUGUUCGAGGGUGACAAACGUGGAAAGCUCAUCCUUCAAGUCAAGGCCACUUGA
This is a messenger RNA of Anthostomella pinea, 1569 nucleotides long. NCBI's taxonomy places the organism in Eukaryota, Fungi, Ascomycota, Sordariomycetes, Xylariales, Xylariaceae. The record is from the annotation of a GenBank genome assembly.